UACAUUGCAUACGAUUUCCAAUGUAUUCGACAUUGUCGGGUUAGGUUUUAAUCAGAGUUAUGAGCAAAAUUUAGUUUCAAUAACGAUUAAAUUCAUUUAAGUGAUUAUUGUAAAACAAUAGGGUUUUGUGAAAGAUGGUAAUCUUCCUUACACUCUUGGGCUGGACUAUUUUAAUCCAACCAACGCUCGGAGCUCCUCCAGACUGGCCUAAAGUGUGUCCCGAAAUUAUAUCAAAAACAAGAUGGGGAGCGCGUACACCCAUAGCCGUGGACUAUGGAAGAGUGCCCACUCCAAAUAUUGUUAUACAUCACACAGUGACUAACGAAUGCAGCACGGAAUCCGCCUGUAUGCAAUUAUUAAGAAGCAUACAGAACUUUCACAUCGACACCAUGGAGUUUCAGGACAUUGGAUAUAAUUUUGUGAUAGGAGGUGACGGGCAAGUGUACGAGGGUGCUGGAUGGCAUAAAGUAGGAGCUCACACCAGGGGUUACAAUACAAGAUCGCUGGGCAUCGGUUUCAUAGGCAAUUUUAGCGAUAAACUACCAAACCAAAAAAUGUUGACGGCGCUAAGAAAUUUUCUGCAGUGCGGCGUGGAACUGGGUGAAAUUGAAAGCGACUAUAGGCUGUUCGCUGCAAGACAAGUUAGCAGCACGCUAAGCCCGGGAACCAGAUUUUAUCAUGAGUUGAAAAACUGGCCACAUUUUGCACCGUCUCCAUAAAAAACAGUUUAUUAAACAACGCAUUCUCUAUAAAUUAGCCUUUUUAAGGUAACGUGUAAUAAUUUAAGUAAACAUAAUUUUUUUUUGUAGAUGUAUUUUUUUACAUUUAUAUCAGCGUGCUUAUCUCUGAGGAGCGUUUAGCCUGCCAGUGAACUUGGCUCUCGAUUUUUUAUGAACGAUGCCUUCGUGUGCAUGUAAAUGACAAAUGUGAUGAUUGAAUAGUAUAUAUUAUGCAACAAGCGCGGUAAACGGCAUCCGAGACAAGAGUUUAUUUGUCACGAGCGGAGCGAUUGGUUAAUAAACGAGUGACUUAAAUAGUUUACCAAACGUGUUGCAUAGUAUACUUUUUCUACGACCGUUAGUUUUUGAGUACUUUUUGCAAACAACACUGAAACAUUUACUGACAUGACCGUCAGAAUUGACAAAUGUCAACAUUCAAGCCGUGCGGUAAAAUCUCCGAAAAAAUCCGACUGCUUCCAAACCAGUGCAGUAUUAUCCCCGAAAUGUCCAAAGUGGCUUAGAUCAGUGGGACAUGAAAAGUCACGUGGUAAAGUGACGCUUCCUGCACGCUAGUACGUUUGUAAUUAAUUAUUUUACAGAAGGGAUUAUAAAAAAAUUAGAUUCUCAAUUUUUUUUGGUUAGUUUUUGGUACUUUUGUGAUUCUGAUUAGACGCAAGUCUCACUUUUAUGCAGUUUAUUAACGGAUUUUUAAAGGGCUGUUCCAAGUGUAUGAUAAUGCUUAAAUAAAAGUAGUUAAAAAAAAGUUAAUUUUCUAGAAAACUGCUGAUUUGAUUUGGACAAAUAUUUUUUAAAUUGAAGCUUAAAUCGUCGGAAACAAUUUAAAUAUGAAAAACAUUUUUAUUAGCGUGAAUGUUCGAUUUAAUUUUUUUGUUUGCCAACUGCCGCUCUUACCCAUGUCAGGACCAGAAAAUGCAAUUAAUACUCUGUGUCGUGACUAUAAUGACGUUUAUCAAACUUGUAUAAUGUAUUUAUUUCGUUGUCAUCUUUUUUUUUGGCAAAACACAAUUGAAAAAUAGAUUCCUUGCUUUUAUUUGCUAGAAGUAAGCAGUUAAAGAAAAAUCCUACUCGGAACAACUUUUUGGAUCUGAUAGAUAUUCCACAUUUAUAGCUUUGUUCUUAGAAAGCAAUCACAAAUCGGUUCUCGAUCGACUCACAAAUAGUUUUAGUGCGCAAAUUAUAAUCGAUCAGAAACAUCUCCUAACAGUGGCCAUUUGGUCCCAUUCCACUGUUUUUCGUAAAAUUUAAAACUACUGAAUACAUUUUGAGUUCCAAAGAAAGCACUUAACUAAAUAGGAGACGAGAAUUGGGUCACUGUCACCAAUCGGAAGAUUUUGUACCAUCUUAGUUUGUUGCCAUUGGAAGGUCUGACGCUCAUCUCAUCAAAUAUUAUAUUUAAUAUUCAUGAACCUUUAAAAUAUUAAGAUUGACGAGAGUUUACAUUAACAUUAAAAAGAUUGUCAACCUUUAGCUUUUCAUUUAUUUAUUUGAAAUCAAAUAUGCACAUGUGCAUUACAAAUGUCAGUUGUGUCUGUUGCUUUAUGCUCAGAUUUUAGACUGAAAAAUAAAUUUUGGAUACUUGCUAUUUUCUGUAGGAAAGUUUAAAAAUUGAAUUAUUUACUAUAAAGAAAGAGAACUUCUCCAGCAUGUGCCGUUAAUUUUUAAUUAAUUCACUAAAGGGCACGGUGAAGCCUUGUUUCCUUAAUUUUAAUAUUAUAUUAGUUACAAAUUAAUGUUUCUUUACUUUUAUUGUGUAUUUCUUUGCUUUUUAGUUUGUAUAUUGUACAGGUUUAAGUUAAGUAAGGAAAUAUAACUUAAGACAUUUUUGUGAUCCCACAUUUUUAUGGAACGCC
This is a messenger RNA of Cylas formicarius (sweet potato weevil), 2590 nucleotides long. RefSeq names its product peptidoglycan-recognition protein 2-like. The record is from RefSeq and is a predicted model, not a curated record. Lineage: Eukaryota; Metazoa; Arthropoda; Insecta; Coleoptera; Brentidae. The transcript is spliced from 4 exons. Bases 135 to 719 code for a protein of 194 amino acids. Gene Ontology annotation, molecular function: zinc ion binding; N-acetylmuramoyl-L-alanine amidase activity; peptidoglycan binding. Gene Ontology annotation, biological process: peptidoglycan catabolic process; innate immune response.